AUGAGAGAUCUAAGUAAAAGUACAUUAGAAAGUAGAUUAGACACAAUUUCGAAAAGGUCAAUAGAAAUACAACGUAUCACACGUGAAAGUGAUGAAAAUUGUAUAAAUGAGUUACGUAUGGACAAAUAUGCGUUGGCACGUUUUUGUGAAUUAAUACAAACUCGUGGUGGAUUAUUAAACGAUGGUUUAGCAACCAAUGAGGAGCGAGGGGAAACAGUAAGUCGUUAUGUUCAUCGAGUUUUGGAUGCUUUGAUGCAUUUGCAAGAGAUAUUGUUUGUUAACCCAAUGCCUGAUGCAAAUGAUUGUACAAACAACCGAUGGAAAUGGUUCCAGGGUUGUUUAGGAGCAAUUGAUGGAACGACACACAUGGCUCUUGAUCCGGAGGAAAACACGUCUAGAACUUUUGAAGAUAUGCCUAUCGGGGAAGAACAACCAAAUCAUUUUCAAAUUGUGGAUGUUGUUGAAUCAAGUAAUGAAUGGACUCAAUGGAGAGAUGAUUUAGCACAAUAA
Lactuca saligna is the source of this 510-nucleotide messenger RNA. The record is from the annotation of a GenBank genome assembly. Lineage: Eukaryota; Viridiplantae; Streptophyta; Magnoliopsida; Asterales; Asteraceae.